GCUAUAAAAGACGGUCGGGAUUCCCUGCUGCGGUCGAUUCAUCACCGAGACCGCAAGACAUCCCCCUCGCCAAAGCCACAGCGAUCUGCAACCUCAUCUGCUCCGCCGACUUUGCCAAUUUUUGCAUCCCAACUUCUUCUUUGUGGGGAAAAAUCGGCCGAGUAUUACCACAAAUACUGCAAUCUUCCUACGAAGAAGUUUGUACUGUCUUGAAAGUUAGGAGAUCUGUCCCGACUGCAAGUUCUUCUGCAACUUCUGCAGGUGUCAGCAGACGAAAUCAUCCGAUUCGCAUCCAAACCGUUACCAAGGCAACCGUAUCAACCAUGAGCGGCAUCGUGAUCACCCUUAGUCUCCUCGCGUGCGUGCUGGCCAUCUCCGAGGCCUGCAACCAGGCGUCCCAGGGCGGCUUGACGGGAGGCAACACCCUACCGCCCUCUGCCGACGGCGACAACUCGUACGGCCCCGGCUCCGGCCCUGUCCCGCCACACCCAUUCAGGCGGAGGAGGGACGACGACAGCGACAACAGCGCCCUCACGCUGCAGUCCCAGGCCAUGUCCAAGAUGAUGAGGAGACUUUUUGACGAGUUGGACGCAGACGACGACCAGAGCGUCACCGCGGAGGAGUGGGUCAGACGGAGGGGUAACGCCGAGGACUACAGACAAGUCCUGGCCGAAUUCGACAAAAAUGAUGAUGACGUGCUGUCAUUUGACGAGUUUUUGGCGGCUUCGAAGUCGUGAGACCCCCAUAAUUUGAAAAAAAAGGUCUCGAUUUGGAUUUUCGUAACCCUACGACUGUUCCUUGCGAGCAAGCAUCGGACGGACCCGACUUCUGUUUCCUGCGUGUUCGCGAUGUACAUUGCAUGCGGCAAGUCUAAGAUUUAAAAGAAUUAUUCCAUUCUUUUUAAUGCUCACAAUGGGUUGUAUGAAGUCGAUUUUUGGGGGGUAAGAGACGUCCGUUAAACUUCAAACUUUACAUGGAUACAAUUUUGUUUUAAAUUAUUUAUUUGUGUUCAUGAACAGUCGGGUUAAUCGGGCCGAGUUUGUGGGGUUUUUUUUACAAUAGAUCAAAACACAUUACGCCAGAUCAAUUAGUAUUUACAAAGUCACUUAAAAUUACUAAAGAAAGGAAAAUGUUCUGAAAAAUGGGUUUGUGAAAUCACAGCAAUGAUGUAACUAAAACCUCAGAUUAAUUUGGCUCAUUUUGAGUUUCUUUGAAAAUGCUUUCCUAUGAAAUAAUGUAAACUUUAUUUUAUUUUCAAAUUAGUUCUAUGCUAAUUAAACUUGAAGAUUAUUUUUUAUAUAAUUAUAGCUUAAUGACUGAAUUUUUGUUAUUGACACCACUAUAGUUACAGGCUCUUAUAUUUUGAUGAAGAACCGAGUUAAAGGGGUUUUAAACAAACAACAAAAAAUAAAAAGAUUUUUUUUAAAUAGAUUAUUCUACAAAAAGGGGCCAUAAAAGUAUUGUGUAUUUGAAUUGCUCCACGUGUAAAGCACAGGGCAAGAAGACGGAUAUUUAUAUUUCAGAACAUUAAUGUUUUGUGUGUAACAUGGUAAAAUUGUGGUAUACACUUAAUGUUACCACCAGAUGGCGCCCUUUAUAAAUUAAGUGCAAAUAUUAUUUGUCUUGGCUUCUGAAAAUAUACGAUUUCAUUCAAAUGAUAUGCAUACGUAAUUUCCACAAGCCAAUCAGCAACCGGUUUGUAUAAGGUUGUAUAGGUCAAUUAUUGGUACAGUUGGAAAUUGAUUUGAAUAAAUUCAUAUUUUUUUCAUAUUGAAA
Patiria miniata (bat star) is the source of this 1776-nucleotide messenger RNA. RefSeq lists its product as uncharacterized. The record is from RefSeq and is a predicted model, not a curated record. The transcript is spliced from 5 exons. The coding region runs from base 324 to 737 and encodes 137 amino acids. Gene Ontology annotation, molecular function: calcium ion binding. Lineage: Eukaryota; Metazoa; Echinodermata; Asteroidea; Valvatida; Asterinidae.